Brienomyrus brachyistius is the source of this 4551-nucleotide messenger RNA. It is a transcript of the gene fanci, whose product is annotated as FA complementation group I. The record is from RefSeq and is a predicted model, not a curated record. NCBI's taxonomy places the organism in Eukaryota, Metazoa, Chordata, Actinopteri, Osteoglossiformes, Mormyridae. Bases 160 to 4146 code for a protein of 1328 amino acids. Gene Ontology annotation, biological process: DNA repair. Gene Ontology annotation, molecular function: DNA polymerase binding. The transcript is spliced from 38 exons.
CUAUUAGAGCCGGCGCGCGCUGCUUCGGCCAAAGCAGGCCGAACCUCUGAAAGUACUGCACGUCCUUCUGGCCGCAGCCGAGCAGCCCGUGUGCGGUCUUUGAGCGCUGCCCUUCGCCCUAUCUGCCCUUUUCGGACUGAUUCACAGACGUCGUCAGAAAUGAAGGCUGCGAUUGAGAAGCUGGUCUCCCUCUUAAGGGGAGAGGCAUCACACGAGCUCCAGGACUAUCUUUCAACUUUGGCAGAUGACAAACUGACCGCAAUGAUCACACAGUCCGCCUUGAAAGGAAAGAGCAUAGGACCAGUGAUCAAAGCCAUUUUCAAAGGCUCCCCAAUAAGCACCCAGGUGGGUAUGGAGCGUCGACUGCUGGUUUACAAGCAUUGCGUCCCGCUCUGUGAAUCUGGAGACAUUUCUGCAGAAGUGGUGUCUGACAUUAUCGGGCUCCUUAUGCUGGAGGUGCCACACCUCUCAGGCCCUUCGCUGGCGCACCUUGCCUCUCUCAUCGUGGAUGCCAUCAAGGGUGGCAACAUGAACAGUGGAAAGUCCUUGGAACUCUUCCCCACGAUCCUUACCGCGCUGUCAGCUGCCGAGACUGUAGCCUAUAACAAGGGAGAGUUAAGUGGGAAUGAAUAUAAGAAGCAGCUUAUAAACAGUUUAUGCUCCAGCAGGUGGGACCCACAGUGUGUCAUCCACCUCACCUCCAUGUUCAGGGAUGUACCUCUGGCAACUGAGGAGCUGCAGUUUGUGGUGGAGAAGGUGCUCAGGAUGUUUCCCAAACUGGACCUGCAAGAGGUUCCUCCUUUGGUCUAUCAGCUUCUGCUGUUGUCCACUAAGGGAUGUAAGAAACUAGUUCUGGAAGGUAUCGUUAGGUACUUUAAUGAGCAGGACCAGCAUCAGGAGGAGGAACAGAGGGACAGCCAGAGUCGGGAUGUGGAGGUCCAGUCCAUCCCUCAGGACCAGCUGCGGCAUGUACAGGGCACCACCAUCCUGCACACAGUGUUUGCUGUGCGACUGGACCAUGAGCUGGGCAGGGAGCUUCUCAAGAAUAUUAAGCAGUCAGGCACGGGGGAGCUGGGUCAGCUAUGUCCCUUUAACGUGGCUCUGCUGCUGUCCGUCGCCAGGAUCCAGCGCUACGAGGAGCAGGCAUUUGCCUUAUUGAAGGCGGCCAUUUUGAAGAACUUCAAAGACAAGCAGGUCCAGGAGGGCUCUGGGUUUGUUAGGGAGCUGGUGGCCCCCUGCCCAGGUGUGGCGCAGGCUGUCUUGGACACUGUGAGGAACAGUGUGUUUGGCUGGGACCACGUCACUCAGGGACUUCUGCAAUUGGGCUUCAUUCUCAUGGACUCAUUUGGGCCCAAACCAGGACCAUUUGGGAAGGUGGCCGAGGCGACGGCGAGUGCGGGUCAAAGCCCCACCCAGCAGGCCUGCCGACUGGGCUCCCGUCUCCUCUUGGAGGGAUUUAAGAUGCACGAACCAAUUAGAAGUGAGAUUCUGGAGCAAGUCUUGAACCGGCUGGUGACGAAGACGGCUGCACCAGUCACUCAUUUUAUAGAGUUGUUUGCAGACAUCGUUGUGUCUGCACCUGUGAUUCUUUUGGACUCAUCCUCCAAAGUCAUGGAGACCUUCGACAACCUGUCCUACCUGCCCCUGAACACAGUGCAGGGCCUUCUCAAGGCUGUCCAGCCCCUGCUGAGAGUCAGCAUGAACAUGAAAGAUGCCCUAAUUCUUGUGCUUAGGAAGGCCAUGUUUUCAAGUCAGCUGGAGGCCCGGAAGUCAGCUGUGGCCGGGUUUUUGCUGCUGCUGAAGAACUUCAAGGUCCUGGGGAACCUGUCCAGCAGCCAGGCCAGUCAGAACAUCUCCUCCAGCCAGAUCCAGGUGGAUGUUCACUCACGCUACAACUCUGCAGCCAAUGAGACCUUCUGCCUGGAGAUCCUGGGGAGUCUGAGACGAUGCCUCAGCCAGCAGGCGGAUGUGCGACUCAUGCUGUAUGAGGGUUUCCAUGAUGUCCUCCGCCGCAACUCUCAGCUGGCCAGCUCCAUCAUGCAGACACUUCUGUCCCAGCUACAACGCUACUACGAGCCUGAACCCGACCUGCUGCCACCCGUGAAAAUGGAGAGCUGCAUCACUGCGCAGGGAGACGCCGUCUUUCUUCUGGAGCCAUUGGCUCAUCUGCUGAGCUGCACAACCCACUGCCUGUUGUGGCACCAGGAGCUCCAGAACCAGAGCCGGGCUGAUGAAGAUGAUGAUGAUGAGGAGGAGGAAGAGGAAGGGGGGCUCCAUGAGGAACUGCAAGCCAUACUGGACAGCAUGACAAGGCGAAUGAUCAAGAGUGAGCUGGAGGACUUUGAGCUGGACAAAUCAGCAGACUUCUCCCUGUCAUCCAGCGUCGGGGUGAAGAACAGCAUCUACGGCUUACUCGUGUCGGGUGUGUAUGAAGUUCUCAUGGAGUACACCUUCCACUGUGCCAACUACAGCCGGAGUCACCUGGAGGAGCUGCUGGAACUCUUUAACCGCUACCACCGGCUGUCUGAGAUGCUUAAGGAGAAGUGCAGUAAGGGCAAGUCCUCCUCCAGCAAGCCAGGCCGCAGCCUGCUGUCGCUGGGCUGUGUAGGGACUCUCCUCAAAGCCCUCUUCAGAGACUCCACGCUGAGUCGCGAGGACGGCUUGUCCGUGCUCCGCUCCAGUCCCGAGUUCCUGAGCUAUGUGGUUGGCAUUGCCCUGCAGAAGGUCCAGCACCUGGAGGAGACUGGACAGACGGACGGUCCAGAUGGACAGAACGCAGAUAAGGCCUUUCAGCACCUCUGUGACAUCACCAGCGUGUUGCUAUGGCGGUACCUCCACAUUUCACCUGCGACAGAGGAGAGUGGCAAGAAGGAGAAGGGCAGGAGCAUCUCCCUUCUCUGCCUGGAGGGGGUGCUAAGGAGCUUCCGCACAGCACUGCAGCGCUAUCCCACCCGCCUGGGUCACUUCCUGUCUGCAGUCGGGGCUGCGAAUGAAGAGGACCGACAGGCAGAGGAGAACAUCAACAUUACAGAGAAGAUGGACUUCUAUAUCCGUCAGUUCCAGAGGGCGCUGACUACCCUACUGAGUGGUGAGGAGGAGGACUUUAACAGCAAGGAGGCUCAGGUCCUGCUCAGCCUCCUGAGUGUGCUGUCCCAGCAGCUGCAGCCGUCGUCCUCACAGUUUGAGCAGAUGCUCACAUGGAUUGUAAAGAUCUGCAAGGAGAGCAGUUUUGAGGACACACCAUUCUGCCGGGGGCUGCUCUCUUUGCUGUUCAGUCUGCAUUGGGUCUGUAAGAGCCCAGUCACUGUGUUAUGGGAGCUCUCCCAGGACAUCCACAGCCAGCUUGGCGACGUGGACCAGGACGUGGAGGUGGAGAAGCUGUCUCACUUUGCUGUGGUCAACAUGAAGACAGCAGCUCCUACGGCCCUCCUGGUCCUAACCCAGGUUGAGAAGGUCCUGGAUGAAGUGGACUGGCUGAUUGCCAGAAAGAGGCUGGACUCUUGUAGAGACGGGGAGAGCUCCGCAGAGGCGGCUCUCUCUGCUCGCCAGCAGGAUCCCGUGGAGAAGGCGGUGACUCUGCAGCUGGGCACCCUGCUGACGGCGCUGAACGAGCUGGUCCAGACCGCGUUGCCGCCUGGGUCCUACACCGACACGCUGCUGAAGGAGCUGACACGCACCUAUUCCCUGCUAACCACCUUCACCAAAUACUACAUCCAGCUGUGCUCCAGUCAGGGAAGACCUCUGCCCUCACGCUUUGAGAAGCUGGUGAAGCUGUCUGGCUCCCACUUAACACCGCAGUGUUACUCCCUCAUCACGUAUAUCCAGAGCGGGGAGGUGGAGAGCUCGGCCAAAGAAAAGAAAACCGCCAAGAGGGAUGAAGCUGUCGCUACGGUCUCAGCCAAAGUACUGCGGGAGACCAAGGCCAUCCCUAACCUCAUCUUCAGUAUAGAGCAGUAUGAGAAGUUCCUCAUCUUGCUCUCAAAGAAAUCAAAGGUGAACCUCAUGCAGUACAUGAAGCUGAGCACAUCCAGGGAUUUCCGCAUCAACGCGGCCGUGCUGGAGACAGCCUUGCAGGAGAGCGAAGAGGCGACAGUGUCUCAAGAUACUGAGGAGAGUGGGGAGCCCCAGAAGAAGAGGAGAAAGUGAACAGGUCAGCCUGUUUACAGCUGCCAGCACGCUGGUCCUCAUGCAAGAUCAUGGAGCUCCAGGCUGUACAGCCCACCAUGGGGCUGGUCUCUGACGUCCCUGCAAUCUUCUACCUGCCCUUCUCCAAGCUGCCUCUGGUGAUCCCUAUGAGCUGGUAGAUAUCCAGGGCUUCACCUGCACACAGUUCACAGCAUUCAGUGGUUAUACAGCUACAGCACUGCAAAUAUAAAGCUGCUCUUGUUUCUACUUGUUCAUAAAGCCAGUAGUUAUGUGCCCUUUGCAGUGGCUCUUCACUCUAAUCCUGUAGUUUUCCUUUGGUCUGUUCCCCCUUUUUUAAUGUAAUGGUCUAUUAUAACCUGCUAAUAGUUCCAAGAACAUUUAUGUAAAUAAAAAGCAAAUACAGUG